This is a messenger RNA of Sceloporus undulatus (fence lizard), 1200 nucleotides long. RefSeq names its product cytochrome P450 2J2-like. Bases 10 to 1200 code for a protein of 396 amino acids. Gene Ontology annotation, cellular component: intracellular membrane-bounded organelle; cytoplasm. The record is from RefSeq and is a predicted model, not a curated record. Gene Ontology annotation, biological process: xenobiotic metabolic process; arachidonate metabolic process. Gene Ontology annotation, molecular function: iron ion binding; heme binding; oxidoreductase activity, acting on paired donors, with incorporation or reduction of molecular oxygen, reduced flavin or flavoprotein as one donor, and incorporation of one atom of oxygen. NCBI's taxonomy places the organism in Eukaryota, Metazoa, Chordata, Lepidosauria, Squamata, Phrynosomatidae. The transcript is spliced from 9 exons.
ACUUUGUGGAUGGGUUCAAGCCCUAUAAUUAUGCUGAAUGGAUUCCAUGCUGUGAAGGAUGGUCUCACCACUCACCCGGACGAUGUUGCGGGACGACCAGUCCUCCCUUUCUUCAGAGCGCUGGCAAAUAAUAAAGGUAUUCUGUUGUCUACUGGCAGAACAUGGAAGCAUCAGAGGCGCUUUUCCCUGAUGACUUUGAAGACCUUGGGUCUCGGGAAGAGGAGCCUGGAGUACCAGAUCCAAGAGGAAGCCCGCCACCUGGUGGACCACUUUAGAGCAACCAAAGGAAAACCCAUGAACCCUUCUUUCGCCCUCACUCUGGCUGUUUCAAAUGUGAUUUGUGUUGUGGUUUUUGGGCAUCGCUUCUCCACUGAGGAUGAAACUUUUCACCAGCUGCUGGAAGCCAUGGAGCCCAUAUUUAAAUUUGGCAGUAGUACUACACACUUUACACAGAUCAGCAAGCACCAGGCCACAGCUGCUCCAGAUGACCUGCAAGACUUCAUUUAUUCUUAUCUUGCUCAGAUAGAGAAAACGAAAGACCAGCCCAAACCAGCUUAUGAUGAAAGUAACAUGAUCCAAAGCAUCUUUGACCUCUUCUUGGGUGGGACAGAGACAUCCAGCACCACUCUCUAUUGGACUCUGCUGUACAUGGUGCUUUAUCCAGAGGUACAAGCAAAAGUCCAGAAGGAAAUAGAUGCAGUCGUGUCUCCCGGCCAAAUGAUCUGCUACGAGGACCGCAAGAACCUGCCUUACACUAAUGCUGUGAUCCACGAGUGCCAGCGCUUCAGUAACAUCAUCGCAAUCGGCCUGCCCAGGUUGUGCGUGAAAGACACAAUGAUCCGACAAUUUUCUAUUAAAAGGGGCACUGUCAUUUUCCCGAACAUAGCUUCUGCCUUGCAUGAUCCCAAAGAAUGGGAGACGCCUCUGCAGUUCAACCCGGGCCACUUCCUUGACAAGGAUGGGAAUUUUACCUGCCCAGAAGCCUUCAUACCGUUUUCUUUAGGGCAGCGAGUGUGUUGGGGAGAAAAAUGGCAAAGACAGAAGAUGUUCCUUUUCUUCUCCAACCUUCUGCAGGCGUUCACCUUCCACUUGGCAGAAGGACAAAGACGUAAACACAAAACCUAUCUGGGGGGGAACUUUGCAGCCUCACACUUUGAGAUCUGUGCACUCCUCGCUGUUUACCGGGCGGUCAUGACGUGA